This is a messenger RNA of Lymnaea stagnalis (great pond snail), 16083 nucleotides long. Lineage: Eukaryota; Metazoa; Mollusca; Gastropoda; Lymnaeidae. The record is from the annotation of a GenBank genome assembly.
AACUGUUUGAUCUAAAUUAGGCUAUAUUUUUGUCACACUAGCAUGAUUCAGGAUAUUUUCAGUCGGUGAACUCAGUUCACUCAACUCACUGGGAAUUGAAUGUGUACUGUGUUAUGUAAGGUGAUUCAGCACUUUCUGAUUACUUCGUUCAGUAUAACAGAACAGGGCUGUAUUUCCAACUUUUUGCCAACUCUUGAGUAUUUUAUGUAAACGUAAGUUUGACGUAAUUAAUUGCUUCUUUAUAAUUAUAAUAAUAUAUAUUUAAAUUAUUAUGCUGACCACCCAUUCACAUUUCACAUUGGAUUUGGAAUCAUCCGGUAAAAUCAUUCUGUUAAAAAGUGACUUCGAUUUUGAUUCAUUUAUAAUUAUUCAUAUUCUGUCAAUGAUUCAAUUGUUAUUCAUACUAGCAUAAAAAAUAGUAAUACUAAUAGUAACUUGUACCUACUAAUCAUAAUGAUACUUGAUACAAUUUUAAUACAUUGAUGACUGUCAAUAAUACAUUUUGCCUAUCCACUAUCCUAUGCCUAUAUUAUAUAUAGAUAAUAGUAAUAGACUAGACUAAGACUAAGAUUGUUAGAAGAUUGAGACUACCGGCAUAGGCCUACAUUGUAAUAAGGGGAGAGACUGCUUUCAGGUUAGCACAAUGUAAAAUGAGUAAAACGAAGUAGGGUUAAACCUGGGGGAAAAGGAACGCAAUAAAACAACGAACGUAAGUAAAAGUAAGCAAAACUUUUUCCUUUUUCAAAUGACAAAUUUAGCCCUUUGAUUUUGACUAGGUUUUAAAUUAAUCAGUUACUGAUUUAGUCUACUUAUUAAUCACAUUGGCCAUAAUAAAUAGCAGGAAUACAGUAAAUGUUUGAUGUGUCAGUGAUCAAAUUAAACUUCAUUCUUUGGUAAUUUCAUUCAUAUUUUCAUUAAUUCUGAAAUAGACAAGAUCCAAUGCCGAUGCUAUUGUUCAAAUGUUUUUAUCACAUCAAAUAAACUUGGUGUCUGUGCCAUCAACGCCUUAAUGCUGGCCACCUGAAAAUGCUGUUAUUUAUAUGCUGCUAUUUAUAGUGCAUAUUUGCUUUACACCAUCCUGAAAAAAUAUGUACACAAACUAAGCAUUUUAAGGUAUAUUAUAUUAAGCACUAUACUCAAAGAAACUGGACAUAGAGUUAAGAUUACUGAGGUCGGUAUAUAAUGCAGCAUUUAUGAUUGACAUGUUCAGGUCACAAACAUAAAAGCAUGAAGGUGAUUUUAAUAACAGAUCCAGAAAAUAAAGAUGUAUUAAUUACAAUAGCUUGCCCCUGACUUUUUAAAUAUUUUAGUUUAUUUACUUUAAGUCAUAUAUAUUAAGUGGACAUUUUGUUUUCUUUUUACUGGGGAUUUCUGUCUAUUCAACUCGACAGUCUUGUUUAAACCCGAAUCUUGAUACAACUCCAUACAUUUUUUUGAGCAGUCACAAUUUUAACUUUUACAUGCUUCAAAUACAUAAUCCAAGUAUAUAAAACAAGUUCAUAGGCAGACUGAAAGAACUCCAUUGAGAUUUUCAAAAACAUAAGUUUUUAAUUUCUCAUUAUUUGUUGUUUCUUGUUUUGUCUAGUCUGCUAAAGACAUUUAGCCGAAACGUCCUUUUAAUGUCCUGUAUUUUUUUUUCAAGCCUAAACAUAUCUUGUUCCACUAUUUAUUUUUCAGUUUUAAGGUGCCCCCCCCCCCCUUAUAUUAUCCUUCAUUUACUUUUUUAUUUCCUUUUUUUUUUUUUCAGCCCAAACAUUUCUUGUUUCCCUAUUUAUUUUUCAGUUUUUAGGUGCCCCCCCCCCCCCUUAUAUUAUCCUUCAUUUACCAUGUUAGUCCUUUUUAAAAAGUUAAACCAUAUUGUUUUCAGAAUAAAUGGUAGAUUAGUAUAUUAUGACAUGUGAAAGGCAGAAAUGACAUAGCUGUCAUCAAGUCAUUAUUAGUAGUAUGUAAUUUCACCUAUGGUAUGCAAGCCUUGCAUAAUCUCUGACAAUUAGGUCACUAUGUUAAUUAUAUUUUUAGGCUAUGUUUGUUACAGUUGGCAUAGAUCAUUCAUUAUAAAAGUUUGGGAAAUCUAUUAAUUUGUGUUUGUCUAAACAAAGGUAUGUCUCUGCCAUGUGCAUAAUUAUAUAUUCAUAAGGAAAAAUAUUAUCAUACAAACUCAUGUCCAUUUAGAUCUAAAUAUAAUGCGCUAUUAGAAAUAGAUUAUUAUAUACUUUUAAUCUUGCAUGAUUAUGGAAGGCCACGCUGAAAAGUAAAAAGUUUAAAAUAUUGAUCGCACACAACUUCAUUACUAGUUCAAAAAGAAUAUGCAAUCCACAGAUUUCAACAAAAAUUUUUUUCAAAAAUUGCAAAGACCAUUAAUUUUUCAAUAAAAAGCAAAGACUUCUUUGACUUGUUUGAACUGUUUUGUGAAUUAUCUAACAACUAAUCACUCGCUGUUUCACUCAUUUUAGCUCUGAAAAUAUUUUAAUGAUGUGAUCAACUGAGCACUAGGUGUCAAAUUAUUAUCAUAUAAGGCUUCAACUAUGUUUCAGACUCUUGAGUUGUGAAUGGGUCUGUUAACUGAGGGCACAGCUCUCUCUUGGGAGGAGACAAAGAAACACGCCGAUCAUGUUCGUAAACAUGGCAUCAAGCAGUUCCUGGCUCAGUAUAGGAAGCUGAUGGCUCGGAAGAAAGAUGUUUUGUACUGGGGAGAUGAGGUCAGAGCUGGUAUUUGAUCAAUGAAGUGCCAAUAAAAAAUGUCAUUAGUAUUUAAAAAUAAUGCACAGUUAAUGACAUUUUCCAUUAUCCUUUUUUUUAUCUCCCUGAUUUUCUGCUUUAACUUGUAACUUCAGAAAUGUAAAAAAAUAGUUUUACGUGUAAAAAAAUAGUUUUACUUUUUGAAUACCUGUGAUACUGGAGGUUGAGAGUUUAAAAAAAAAAUUCUCCAUAAAUAUUUAAGUCUCAACAUUUUAACUUUGUUAAACUGAAAAUAAAUUUUAAAUGGCAGCCAACUUGAAUGUGUAAAUGCAGGUUUUAGUUGCCUUGGUCGUAUAUCAUCAUAAAUGCAAAAAAUAAUUUAUUUAGAUCUAAACAUGGAGUUUAUUUAGAUCUGAACAUGGAACAGAUUUUCUUCAACAGGUUGAAUAUCAGUUGGUUAAAUUUGACCAUGUCAAUAAAAAAGUUUAUGUGGCCUUGAGAGCCCAGGAUGUGCUCAAAGGACUGACUGAGAAAGUUCAACAGAAGUCGGAGUGAGUAUUCUGUAAAUUUUUCUGAACUGCUAUUGCUUACCACUAAUAAACUUUAUCAGUAAAAUAAAAUAAUUCACUGUUCAAAUGUGAACCCGGGCCAUUACUGUAGAUUAUAUUGCUUAUUAAAUACAUUAUUUUGUAUGGCUGAUUUUUUUUUUUACUUCACUACAUUUUAUAGUGUGAACCAUUUGUUCCAUACCUUGUAGUGAUGUAAAUAAUUCUUAUUAAUCUAGGCUUAGCUUUGGAGGAAUCUUAUUCUUGUCAAAUAAUUUUAUUUGAAAUGCAUACUGAUUCAAUCUUACAUGUCAUUGUCUAUGACAGGAGUGGCCUUUACAAACUGAUUCAAUCCCUUGUCAUUGUUAUGACGGGGGGGGGGGGGGCCUAUACAUACUGAUUCAAUCCUUUAUGUCAUUGUCUAUGACAGGAGUGGCCCACCCAAAGGCUUAACAGCCCACUUUGUCAAUAAUUAAUGUUUAGAAAAUUGUAUUAAAUCUUAAUGCACACAAUUAACUUCAUAAUACCAAAAAAAUAUAUAACUAUCUGUGGUAUCUUUUGCUCCCACUGAACCUUUUAAAAUUGGUUUCUUUUUGAAUGAAAUGAAGCCUUAAUGUGUCUGUGGUAUAUCGGCUUCCGAGGGACAGCAACAUUCAACAUUAGUGGCACGCUUGUUGGCACAUGUCUUGUCAUCUAUUAGCGAACGGAAUGUUUUAUUUCUCAAAGUGUUGACCAGUAUCAUUUGGUGGUUUUUUUCCCAAUCUCUCUCCACCAGCACAUCUGCCUCCACCUCCUGGCAUCCUGAAUAUGCAGAGUACAUGGUGGAAGGCACACCUGGCAAACCCUAUGGGGGAAUGAUAGCCCACUUCAACAUAGUGGAGGCAAACAUGUCUUUAAGGUGAGACCAUGAUACGCAUUCAGAAAGGUUAAUUUUUGUUCUGUGUCUAGUAGCAUAGUUAACCACCACAUUAGAUCACUCAGUAAAUGAAUAAAAGAAGGAAAUGUUUAAUCUUUCAAUAGUUAUUCCAUCAAUAAGAUAUUAAGAUAUUUACAAUUUCGUAAAGUUUUUAUGAAUCUUCUUUCAAGUAUUCGUUGAAAUUUUACAAGCCUAAAAAACUUCAUUGUAAAGAGGAGCUACUUUAAAGUUGGGAAAUUUUUCAUUGACAUGAAAUAAUAUCCUGCCUGAACUAUGAAAGUUCAAUAGUAUUGCAUAAAUAAGGUUUGCAAUAAUGAAACAUAUAGUGGGUUGGUCAAUAAUGUUUCUGUAUUUCAUGUAACGCAGGCGGCAGGAGAUCCAAGCAGAGCUGAAGGAAGAUGAAGCUCCACUCUCUCUCACCGCCUUCCCAAGGUAAUAAUUCCCUCUGAAUCCUCCUCUCUACUCUCUUUUUUUAUUCAGACAACCUUCUGUUAUGACACUUGUACCUCAUUAGAACAGCUGAAAACACAACCUCCUUCAUGCGAUUUCUUGUGUCAGUGGUGUAGCCCCUCAUCAAAGACAUCAAAUAUCUAUUCUACUCCAAAGUGUAUUUAUUCUAUCACAGUAUUUUUGGGACAUUAUUUUAAAGAUGGCAUAAGCAGGGCAUAGCAUUCAUUUUUGUUGUCAGGCCUGCUCCACUCAAAUUAAAAAGGAUUGCACAGCUCCCUAAAUAAAUGUGAGUGUAGGGCCUGUGAAAUGGGCUAUAAACCGCGAAGUUCAAGAUGAAAAACACCUUUAUUGAAUCUUGUAAGUUUGGUGUUAUAUAGCCACUCUCCCUUUGACCAAAUGUAACAGCAUCAACUCAUGCUGUCUGGUUUUAACUGGGUCACUUGUACCAUUAAGUCAUCAUGUAGGUAGAUCAGCAUGCAAGCACUGUGUCUUAAUAUAAAACUGUUCAGUUUCACUAUCUAAUAAAAACUGUUCAGUUUCACUAUCUGACCAUUUGACCUGUGCCAGAAAUCCUGUCACUUUGUAAACUGAUCAGCCAGAGAGGAAGUGGUGCUCAAGAUAAGACACCUGUGCUGAAUCGACCCAUUGCCCACACACAGUUACAUCUCAUAAUAGGCUUUUGGUUCACCCAGUAAAACUUAUGGCAUUCAUUAUCAGUAAAAAUAAAAUUUUAAAAUUUUUUUUUUUUUUUUAAGGCCCCCCCCCCCCCUAUUUUUUUUAACCAUUUUUUUUUAUGGUUACAUAAUUGACUCCCCACUAUUUUAUCUUUAACUUUUAACAGUGGUGUAAAAUGAAAAAUAUACAUUGAUGCCAACCUACCGGAAUUGAAGGGAAGAACAUAAGACUCCCAUCAACAAAUGAUGGGCUUUAAUACUUUUAUUUUUUUCUUAAUUCAUUGUUGUCACCAUUUUUUCAAGAAACAUUUUUCCGAAACAGGAACAAAGUGAUUGCCUCUUUAUUCUUUGGGUCAAAGAAAAUGUAAAGAUGCCAAUGGACAUUUGGGAAGUUGUUUCAGAAUUUAUGAGUUUCAUUAACUCUGGGUUGUUUUAAUUUUUAACCCAAUCUAUUUUCUCCUAGGCUUGGCUGUGGAAUUUUUACGUGGCCGGAAGCAAAACCUGAUCCAGUGAGUGGAGUGUCAAGGUCACUGUUUUUUCCAGAUGAGGCAAUUAACCAGGGUCAUGUUAGAUUCAAGUAAGUUAUCAGGCAUGUAAUUUCAUUAGUAUCGAUUUCUCCACCUUCUCUCUAACUGCUGCAGAGCUAAUUUAAAACAAAAGUUAAAAAAUCAAUAGGAAAAAUAAUUUCGUACAUUUUUAAACAAUUAUUCAUUUCAGAACUUUAACCAGAAAUAUCAGAACUCGGCGAAAAGAAAAGGUAGCCAUCAAUGUACCAAGUAGGUUAACAUUAAACAUUUUUUAAACCUUGUAAAAGAAGACAGAGGGUUGUAAAGUGGUGCCAACAAAUUAACAUUGUUUUCAUAUCUCACUUAUCAUCUUAUGAAAUUAUUCUCAAACAUAAAGGAUUUGUGUUGAAAAUGUUAAGCAUCAUUUAGUUGGUGAAUCAUCCAAUUGACCAUAUAAUGCGUGUGCAAUAUUACCAUGCUGUUUUUUUUUCUCGCCAGUAUUCAAAGACGUCAACACAAAGUCCCCAUUUGUAGAAGAUUUCUCAAUUCUUGGAGAUGAUGGAUCCAGCGCAGCUGCUGCCAAACCCGACCACAUCUACAUGGACUGCAUGGGGUUUGGCAUGGGAAACUGUUGUCUGCAGGUCACGUUCCAGGCCUGCAACAUAGAUGAGGCCAAGACAUUGUACGACCAACUGGCUGGCAUGUGUCCCAUUAUGGUCAGUGGUCAUUUAAAUUAAUCUUUUCUACAUUUUUGUUGUUUUACGAGCUGUUCCUUUCCAUAUAAAAAUGUUUAAUCAACAGACUAUUUGCUUGAUGUUAACAGUGCUGUAAGCAAGAAGCAUAAUAAAAAGCUUUAAAAAAAUAUUCAUUUUACCUUAACCUAUCACAUCAUUAUCUGAAUGCAAAGAUAGAGAUUUUGCUCUUAUUACACUUUUCUAAAAUUAGUUUAAAUUAAAUGCAGUCACACCUCACUCAAUAACAUGCCUGAUUGAAUACUGCUCUGAUUCACAAACAACUUCAUGGCCAGGGCAAUACUUUUUUUUAUAUAAUAUGAAUGAUCCAAAAUUUUUUUUUUUUUAUUCACGUCUAUGAUUGUCCCUGCUUGUGCAUGUACCUGCUUGUGUUGUAUGUAUGUUCCUGUUUGUGUUGUGUAUGUGACAAAUUUAUCAAGGUUAGAUUUUCCUUGUUAAUUAAUUUAAGUUUAUUUUUCAUUUUAAAAUUAACCUCCUAUUUUAUUGACCUGCUUAAUGCCCAGGUUGUAGCAACAGAACUUGGUCACCAAGUGAAGAGUUCCUGUAAGGUGCUCAUAGUAUUUAAACUUUAAUUUAAUUUUUUUUCACACUCAACACGCCCAAAAAAAAAUAUUUUUUUUUAAAGAAAAGAAUUUGAAUAAACUGUGCCACAAAGUAUCCAGUAAACAAAAGACUUCAACCGUACUAUACAUUUUAUUUGUAAAUGUUUGAAAGUUUAUUUGUUUUACUUCACUCCUUAAGCUUGCCUUGAGUGCCAGCUCCCCCAUCUACAGAGGCUACCUGUCUGACAUUGACACCAGGUGGCCGGUGAUUGCCUCCUCUGUGGACGACAGGACCAAGGAGGAGAGGGGCCUAGAGGUAAGGAAACAACCUGUGUGUACCAGAGACUAGAAGCAUCUUAUCCUAUUGGGUCAAAAUUUCUGGACCUCAUGAGACCGAAUGGAUUGAAAUCGGGACUAUUUAAAGCUCAACAUGAGUCCGAAUGGAUUUAAAUUGGGACUAUUUAAAGGUCAAAAGACAGAAUAGAUUAAAAUUGGGACUAUUUGAAUCUCAACAGGAGACCAAAUGGAUUGAAUUUGGGACUAUUUAAAUCUGAAAACUGUUUAAGCAUUCAGUUGCAGAGGUCAUCUAAAUCUUUAGUCAUAAAAGCAGAAGAGGAAUUGUUGAAUUUUUUUUUUCAUUUAGUUAGUUUCUUUGGGGGAUGGGGUGAGAUUAGAGUACAACCAGCCUGGGGUUGAAGCCUUGAUUUAAAUGUAAAUAAAAAAAAAAAUUUUUUAUAGCUGACACCAUGAUUGUAUAUUUGGGCGGUUGGUAAAAAAAUAUAAUGACCUAUCAGGCCUGGAAUAAAGAUCUCUAUUUACUGAUGUUUUCUUGUCUUUUUAAUGUGCAGGAUUUAUGUUUUGAUUAUCUGACUCUCCCUCACAACAUUUCUUCUCCUUCCCAGCCACUGAAGGAGGACAGGUUUCUCAUCCACAAGUCCCGCUAUGAUUCCAUAGACAGUUACAUAUCCCCGUUGGGGCGAUGCUACAACGACAUCCCCUUGAUUCUGGAUCAGGAUCUGUGUGAUGAGCUCAUUGAAGGAGGUAAUGUGGGGUGUAACCUAGAAGUUGAACAGUGCAAGUAAUCCAUCAUGAUUUGUCUUAAACCAUCUUUUUAGAUGUUUAAAAGAUCUCACAAAGGUUAUGUUACUACUCCUCAUUACGUUAGUACUUCUCAUUAUGUUAAUACUUCUCAUUAUAUAUGUUAGUACUUCUUAUUAUAUAUAUUAGUACUUAUCUUUAUGUUGAUGCUUGUCAAAAAAGAAAAAAAAAAGAAAAAUUGUGAUGUAAAAUAUAAGUAAUCUUCAGUUAUUAUGGGAACACAAAACUUAUAAAUUAAAGCUAAUGCUCAGGCCACUUCAAUAGUUGUUUUAAAAAAAAAAUUCAAUGCUAAUAUGGCAGAGGAGAGCAGUCACAUGGUUUGCUGUCCUUAGAGCUCCCCUUCUGACAAAGCUUUGAAACCUCUAUCCGGACAGCCAUACUGUCUUUGAUGCUAUUUGAUGUACUGUAUUUGAUAUUUGAUGUACUGUCUUUGAUAUUUGAUGUACUGUCUUUGAUGAUAUAUGAUGUACAGUCUUUGAUGAUAUUUGAUCCUUCUGCACCCUAUUGGUUAAAAGAUUUCGCAGUCAAGAGUUUAUGUCUAAGUAUUCCACCCUCAGGUGUUGAUGAUCUGCUGGCCAGGCAUAUAGCUCACCUGUUCAUCCGUGACCCAGUUUCAGUGUUUGCAGAGAAGCUGGAUCUGGAUGAUGAGAAUGACACUGAUCAUUUUGAGGUAUGUCACUUUGAAAGCCCAGACAAAACAAAAAUGGUCAUUUACAUGUGCAUGAUACAUGUGCAUGAUAUAUUUGCAUUCACAUGUGCUAGUACACAUAUUUACGUAAAUGAUGAUAUCCGUGACCACAAUGCACUUGUUUUCUCCAGAACAUCCAGUCCACCAACUGGCAGACGAUGAGGUUCAAGCCACCGCCGCCCAACUCAAAUAUUGGCUGGAGAGUGGAGUUCAGACCCAUGGAGGUACCCUAUUUAAUUUGUGCUCUAUAUGAGCGUUAGUGUUUUCUUUUGUACUCUUUCAGAGUAUUGAGAAUCAUGAUUUCUAGAGGGGGUGGGGGGGGGGGCAGGGGUAGGUUGCUGUCGGGUGCAUAAUUGAUUUGAAAAAUGUAAAUUUUCACAUUUUUUGGUUUUACUCAGAGUUUUAUUUCAUUAGAAUAUUGAUAGCUGUCAUAACCUUGUCACUUCCAUACCAUAAACAUGUCAUCUCCAGGCCCAGCUGACAGACUUUGAGAAUGCUGCGUUCACUGUGUUCAUUGUCCUCCUGACACGUGUCAUCUUGUCCUACAAACUCAACUUUGUCAUCCCCAUUUCUAAGGUAAUUUGCUUUUACAAAAAAAAAUUUCUAUGUAACUACCGACCACUUGCUCAAGCUGAAAUAAGAUUUUUUAAGAAAAAAAAUUUCUUCUUGACUUAUUGUGCUUCCUCUUAAAUAUUAAAACAGUACCCCCCUCUAUAGCAAUUUUGGUGAUAAGCUCUCUACAGAAAUCUUGGUGAAAAGGACACUCUAUAGCAAUCUUGAUAUACAGCAAUCUUGGUCAUAAUCUCUGUACAACAGUCUUGAUGAUAUACUUAUAUUACUUCUGUUUUGGUACCAAGUUAUAAGUAAAACAAUCAUCGAUCAUGCAUAGGUCUUUACCGAAAGUUAAGGAAGAACAAUUGAAUUUUUUUUAAAUGUGUCAAACUCUCCAUUGACUUGUGCCAUGUAGUAAGAGGAAGCUGAUAGAAUUCUUCAAUUUUUUUCUAAAUAUGUCAAACUCACCAUUGACUUGUGCCAUGUAGUAAGAGGAAGCUGAUAGAAUUCUUCAAUUUUUUUCUGGGACGUAAGGAACCAAGAAAGAAACUGAUUUGGGUGAAUUUAGUUCAUGAAACAGGGAAAAUCACAUUCUUAUGGGGAAUAGGUUUGUUCCGCAAAAAUAAACAAAGCAAAAAUCUUCAUGUGCUACAAAUAAUUGUCAUGGGAUUCUAUUUGAAAGUGCUAUGUGUGUAUAUGUGUUGUUACGCAUUAGCUUCUAUUGUGAGAAAUUAAUCUCUUGUAUUAAGUUAUGGCUCAUUCACACAGGACGAUACCAUAGAGAAAGACAAUAAUAAAGAUACAACACGCAAAAACAGUUUCCAAUUACAAUUAAUAAGAUUUAAUUUAGUAAUAAUACAAUUACAUAACAAAAGAAAUAUAAUUACAAACCAUCAUUUUACAGAGUAUUGGAAAAUCUUGUAUGGGUACACAAUUAGUACAAUGUGCCAAUUAAUAAUGAUGAAUGGGAAUAAACACAUGAGCACUCAAAGUAUAAUACAAUUGUCUCGUAAAGUUAAUAUCUCUCUGAAUCUUUGCCUCCGAGGCUGUCAAUCCCUUAUAUAUGUGGGUCUACCGAUGCGUCUAGAAACGCCUUUACUUUUCUAAUACAAUCCCGAACACUCGACAAAACACCACUGAGAACAAAUUAUUUUUAGUUGCAGUCGGCAAUAAACACGACAGAUCAAAAGACUAAGCCACGCCCAUCUAUGAAAGUAGUGUCUAAUAUGGGGGUCAACCUGAGUGCACGCACGAGGAAAGUGUUGUAAACAAGCUCUACAUAAGUGUCCUGGUGGUGUCUUUAAAAUACAGUACAUAACUUUUAUCCCCAGGUUGAUGAGAACAUGAAAACGGCAUUCAAAAGGGAUGCAGUUAUCAAAGACAAGUUUUACUUCCGUAAAGAUGUCUUGACAGGUAAAUUCAUACCAUUUUUUUAUAUGGAUCCUGUCUUGUGAUUCUGGCGUUUGUGAAACAUCUGUUAUUUUCGGUACAACACACAACUACAAAGCAAACAUUAGAAAGCCGAUUUGAUGUUAAGUUGUAUUUUGUUUUGUUUUUCCAAUUUGUUUUGCAAUAUUAUUGCUAGUGCAUCAUUAGCUCACUCCUGCCUAACCUUUUUGCAAUGUAAACUUCCUGUACGAUGCAAACUUCCUGUACGAUGAAAACUUCCUGUACCGCCAGGAAAAGUUAUAAAUGGAUUCAUCUUUAAUUAUAAUUUGGUAAUAAGAUGAAAUAAGAUUAAGGGCGGAUGUUUUUUCCCCUCAAAAUGGCUUUGAAUUAAGAUAUAUGAAGUUGAAUGCCAGGAAAAUUCUCACAAGCUUCUGCCAUCGCCAGGCUGGUAUGGGCAGUAGUGUGUGGUAAUCUGAUGAGUGUGUUGGGCAGAAGUGGGUUAAUGGAGUCUUAAAGGUAGUUUCUCAAGCUGAGAAUCCUUUGAUCUAAUUUUUAAAAAAAAAUCUUAAGAUAUUGUUUUAUGCAUCGCUGCAGAGUCCACCCCUCCAGAAUGUGUGUCUCAGUGCGGCAGCUCAGCAUGUCAUGAGAUCAGAGAGCAGUAUGAGGAGAUGACCAUAAAUGAAAUUUUCCAUGGGAAGGUAAGAGUUACUGCCAUUGUGGCAUGGUUUUAACUAAGUUCAUCACUACUACGUUAAUGACUUCAAUUUUUUGGACUUUUAUUUUGUGGCAUUUCAAGCCAUGUUAAUUACCUUUUCAUUUCUUAAAAAUUAAGCAUUAAUUUUUGUAUUUAUCCUUUAUUAUGAUCAAUUUUCAUAAAAAUGUACAUUAUUCUUUUUUUUUUUAAAAAGUAAAUACUUUCCACAAAGUUAAAUCCUAAUAGUUGAUUGUGUACCCAACCUUAGGAUGACUUUCCAGGUCUGCUGGCCUUGAUCAACUUGUACAUGGACAGCAUAGAGAUUGAUGUAGACACUCGGUGUACCAUCACCCAGUAUCUGAAACUGAUUUCUCAAAGAGCUUCAGGUAUGGGGACUUUAAAAAAAAAUAGAUUAUGUUAAGGAUUUUUUUUCAAUUGCAAUAAAAAGUAUGAUGAUACAGGUAGAGUCUCAGCCAGCAUAAAUAAGGAAAUGUGAAGCACCCCGAGGAUGAAAAAAAAAAACUUGUGAGAAAAAACAAAAGGCACAACGAAGAUUUCAGUUGGGGCCUCUCUCAAUCUUUCACAUACUUGGGUUUGACAUAUUUCCUCAAUAAAAACAAGGAUUUCACUCACUUUCAGAGACAUUUGAGCUAGACUUGUAUUCAUUUGAAUUUCUUUGACUUAACAUUUGCAUUAAAUUACAUUAAAAAAAUUAUUUGACUUAGAAUAUAAAAAUUAAUUGAAUAAUUUUGUUCAUUUCUGUAAGUGAAUUUCUUUUCAACUCUGUAAGUGAAUUUCUUUUCAACUCUGUAAGUGAAUUUCUUUUAAAAUUUGUAAGUGAAUUUCUUUCCCAUUCUUAACUUUAUUUCUUUCCCACUCUGUAAGUGAAUUUAUUUCCCACUCUGUAAACAGGUCAGCUAGUUACCAGUGCCAGGUGGAUGCGUAACUUUGUCACACAGCAUCCAGAAUAUAAAAAAGACUCUGUUGUCUCAGACUCCAUUACCUACGACCUCUUGUCCCGCAUCGUGAAGAUUGCUGGUGGUAAAGAGAAUGACCCGACCCAUCUGUUUGACUACACGACAAAGUCGGCCGACAGAAUCCCCGAGGCCCUGUCCCAGGCGGAGGCCUACUUGAACAAGAAGGCCCAACAGGGUGGCCUCACAAAUGUCUGUAACCCAAUUCCAAAUGGGAAUUGAGUGUUUUCUUAUUCCAUUUUGUGAUGUGAUACGAACAUGGUAGGGUGAUGCUAUGUGAAGGCUGCAUUGGAUGCUGUGCGAGAUUAAGUGUGGAUUUUUAAAAAAUUAAUUUUUGAGGAUGGUAGAUAAAUGAAUGGUGCCGUUGAUUUGAUUUCAUGAUUGAACUGAGGUUUGAAGGGAAUUGUUGGGUAGCAGAUAAAAUGGCAGCUCAGGAGUAUGGUAAGCAACAGUAGAAUUAUUUACUUCCCAACAAUUUAUCACCAAAGGUGAAGCCAACAUAAUUAUUUUUGUUUGAAUUUUCAAAUACUUGUUGAAAAUUAUAUUUGUAUUAUACUUUUUUUUUAAAUUUGACAUAAUGAAUAUUGCAUUUGUCAGAAAAUGAUGUAUGGGACAGAGACUCUUCUAAAAGAAAGUUUAUUAGUCCCAUAUGUAGUAAAUAUAGAUAUAUUUUGUUAAAAUACCAAUUUGUUAAUUUGGAUUGUUUUUUUGGAAUAGUGGUUCUCAUUCUUGUUUAAAGUAUGUACACCUUGAUUACACAUUAGAACACUGUGUCCUAAGAAAUUUUUGCAAUGACUCUAGCUAGGCCUAUAUUUUUGUUUUGAUAACUUAUUUACAAAUUCAUAAAUCUCAGUUCAAAAUAUUUCAUCCAGGAUACAUAUAUUUUCAUAGUGCUCAGAAAUAAGUUCAUUCAGUCAAAAAAAAAUGUUGGGCUGCACUGCUUUGUGUGAUUGGUUAUCACAAAUUCUUAUGCAAUGUUUAUUUUGAAAGAAACCAGAGAGGGAGAGACCCAUAGGUUAAUUCCAAUGGUUAUUUAUAUGAGAUUUAAAUCGAAUAUAAAUAGUUUCCAAUAUCACCUUUAAAAAAAUGAUAUACCAGGGAACUAAGAUGAUGAUAUACUUGGGACCCAAGAUAAAAUUUGUGGAUAAUCAUUAUCUCAUUUUUUUUUAAAAAGUUGUUUGAAAUUGUAUUUCCAAUUAGCCCUGUCUCAUCUUGAACGCUUUUCUUGACUUUGACCUAAUUAAAAAGUGGGCCAUUCAGUCUACUGAAACUUUAUCUAAAUUUACCCUUGGACUACAUUGUAUUUUAGUCUGAUUUUAUUUGCUGUUAACCAUAACAUACCUCUUGACAGGAUCCUGGCCAGUUUGUUUGCAUAAUUGUCGCCAUUGACAAAUACAGAGAUGAGCACUUUACACAAUAUUGGCUUGUGUGUUUGCAUUCACUCAAGUUCAAUGCUAGUUCAUAACUUUUCAGCAUCAUUUUUAAUUGAUGCCAGUAUUUUUUUUAGUUUAAAUAUUUCUGUUCAUUGCAAGUCCUGUAAGUUUUCAACUUUUAGUUAAAUGCAAGUUUUAAAUAACUUUUAUUACUAACUUUUCUAUUACUAACAGAUUUUGCUUCUAUCAUUUGUCAGGUCACUGGUUUAUUCAUGGUUUUAUAUCAUGCAGAAGUUGUCUAGUACUAGUAAAAAAAAAUGCACCAUUUUUAAAAAUUUGUAUAAUUAUAUUACUUUUGAAUAUCAACACAGCAAGCUUCAUCCCACCUAAUAUACACAGUAUACACAAAAUGUUCUAAUGUACAUUUUUAAGACAUAAUAGAGAUAAAAGAUAUAAAAAGUAUUUUAUAACCUUUCAGCUAAAGCUUUAUGAUGUAAACUAAAUGUUAGAAGAGUUUUGGAAAAUAAAUUUAAAAGAUGAGAAUGCACACAAAGCUGAUUUUAGUAGCAUCUUAAUUGUUGAGGAUCUCAAAUUGUAAAAAAAAAAUUAUUUUUUUCCCUCUAAUAAUUCAUAAAUAAGUUAAGCACAAUAUCAUUGCAGCAAUGUUUGUAUUUUUCAUAAAGCAUUUCGUCACAUCCAUACACAUGCUGCAUAUAUAUAUUUUAUAUACUAGUUUCAACCCUCAUCUAUAGCCCUUGACAUAUCAUCAGGGCUUUCAGCACUAAAAAUUCUUCUGGUACCUUUUUGGGUGGGAUUCAAGGUGCCACUUCACAAGUCACCUCAGAUCCAAGAGUGGCACAUUGGACGUUUAAACGUCUUUUUACCUUUUUCUCAUCAAUAAAAGUAACAUGUGCUGUGAAAAGUUUUUUUUAAAAUUAUAUAAAAGAUGUUCGAAUCAUAGCUUGGAGUCUCUCUUUCAAGUUUGGUGAACAAGUAGUUUCAAACAUAGAAACUUGCUUGCAUACCCUUCAUAGUCUUUGGCUACACAAUCACUGGUUCUCCACUUUUUACCACAGGUAAUUUAUUCAGGUAUUCAUGUGAUAUCCAAUACAGCCACCUCAAUAGCUCACUCUCAAUUUCAACGCCAUUCUGUGGAUUUCUACUCUGGGCUCAAGGAAUUUUAUUAUUAUUGGUUCUCUAUUCUGGUCCAAAGAUAAUCCAUUUAAUCAGUUCCAAUUUCUAACCCAAAUCUUUUUUUUCCCCAAAUUUUUCUAAAUUUAAUUCAAAGAUACUCCUUGCUGGUUGCUUUGUAUUCUAUACAAUUCAUGUUACAGCUUCUUGCUGGUUGUUUUGUAUUCUGUACAAUUCAUGUUUCAGCUUCUUGCUGGUUGUUAUGUAUUCCUACAGCUUCUUGCUGGUUGUUUUGCAUUCUGUACAAUUCAUGUUACAGCUUCUUGCUGGUUGUUUUGUACUCUAUACAUCAAUGUUUCAGCUUCUUGCUGGUUGUUUUGUAUUCUGUACAAUUCAUGUUUCAGCUUCAUGUUAAUGUAUCAUGGAAUUAGAAACAAAAUUACUUUUUUUUUGUCAAGAUAUGUUGUGGUUGGUACCAUCACUAAAGGUUUGUUUAGUACCAAUCACUAAAGGUUUGUUUUGUACCAAUGUAAUGCACCUGUAACACAUUGUUGAUGUAUUUUGUAAAGAAAUAAUUCACCAUAAAAUCUCAGUUGGAAAUCUGCAGGUGCUUUUUAUGGAAGCUUUACACUGUCCAUUUUAAUUUCAUUUGAUAUCAAUUCAUGUCUUGCAUUCUUUUUUUUUUUUACAGCAGCAAGGGAUAAGGUGUCUUGAGAUUGCUUUUCCAGUCAGUCUAAUCAUUCAGACACAUAAUCCAGUUUUUGAAAAUGUCCAUAAGAUAUUAGUCAAACCUCAUUGAAGUAGUUUUAUCGGUGAUAAAUAAGAAUUCUGCCAUGUUGCCAUUAUCCUGUUCUGACAGUCUUGGUUGAUAACCAAGUUUCAGAUCUUCAGUUCAAAUGUAAAUCUCAAAGCUUUAUAUGAUUCUUCUCAGAAUUGUUAUGAAUUUAUCAAUUACAAUAAUAUAUUAUAUUGGUUGCCAUUUUUUUUAAACUCCCAAGUUAGCCAAUUAAUAUAAAACAUAAAAUUAUGUCAUUAAAAUUUUUUUAAGGUAAUAAAACUUGUGUUUGUCAAAUUUUGUAAAGGAUUUGAACAUUGUAUUUAUGAUGUAUACCAAAGGUUG